Messenger RNA from Manihot esculenta (cassava), 2704 nucleotides. RefSeq names its product 26S rRNA (cytosine-C(5))-methyltransferase NOP2B. Gene Ontology annotation, biological process: rRNA base methylation; maturation of LSU-rRNA. Gene Ontology annotation, cellular component: nucleolus. The transcript is spliced from 17 exons. NCBI's taxonomy places the organism in Eukaryota, Viridiplantae, Streptophyta, Magnoliopsida, Malpighiales, Euphorbiaceae. Bases 310 to 2103 code for a protein of 597 amino acids. The record is from RefSeq and is a predicted model, not a curated record. Gene Ontology annotation, molecular function: rRNA (cytosine-C5-)-methyltransferase activity; RNA binding.
AAACCCUAAAUCCCAUCCAGUUCUCAAAACUCAAAGCCACACUGCCCCUCCCCUCCUCUUCCCUCUUAUUUCUCUAUCAGCCUGUUGUAAGAAGAAGCACGGCUCGUCUCCGCCUCCUCAUCUGGUCCAGUCGUCGCUUCCCGACAAUCCCUCUGGUUCAGCCGUCGCCUCCUGCGGCUCGUCCUGGUCCAGCCGUCGCCUCCCGCAGUUCGUCCAUUUUGUAACGCUGCAACGUCCUUUGUCUCCGCCGCUCCAUUUGGUUCAGCCGUCGACGCUCGUAUUCCACUCUCAGUGUCCUCAGCAGCUUUAAUGGCGCCUGCUGCACUUAACAAGAAGAAGGGCUCAAAAUCACAGAAACCUCCACCAAAAAAGAAGCAAAAGAAUGAUAUUCUCACUGAAAAACACCCAAAGAAGGAUGAAGUUUUGAAUGAUUCUAGUAGCUCAGAUGAAGAAGUACAAGAACAUGAAGAGUUUGAUGUAGAUGAGCAGGGAUCUGAUUCUGGGUCUGAUAUCCUUUCUGAUGGUGAUGAUGCAUUCACUGAUGAUUUUCUUCAAGGAGAUGAUGAUGAAGAGAAACUUUCAGGUUCGGAUUCUGGUAUGGAUCCAGGUUCAGAUUCUGCUUCAGAUUCUGAUGAAUCUGAUAUUGAGAAAAAGUCAAGGGCUCUUGAUGAACGAAAGGCAAGGGAAGAAAAAGACGCUGAAGAAGAGAUGCAGCUCAACAUUGCAGAAGAAUCUGAUGAAUUCAGAUUGCCCACCAAGGAGGAACUUGAAAAUGAAGCACACAGGCCCCCAGAUCUUCCAAAUCUCCAGAGGAGGAUAAGAGAGAUUGUGCGAGUACUGUCAAAUUUUAAAGAAUUGAAGCAAGAGGGGAGUAGAAGAAAGGAUUACAUUGAGCAGCUUAAGAUGGAUUUAUGUUCAUACUAUGGUUACAAUGAUUUCCUUAUUGGAGUUUUGGUUGAGAUGUUUCCAGUUAAUGAACUCAUAGAACUUGUUGAGGCUUGUGAAAAGCCACGACCGAUAUGUUUACGAACUAAUACUUUAAAGACUCGGAGACGGGAUUUGGCUGAUGUACUCUUAAACAGAGGAGUAAACCUUGAUCCUUUAAGCAAGUGGUCAAAGGUUGGAUUGGUUGUGUAUGAUUCACAAGUGCCUAUUGGUGCCACUCCAGAAUAUAUGGCUGGUUUCUACAUGCUGCAAAGUGCGAGUUCAUUCUUGCCUGUGAUGGCCCUUGCUCCUCAAGAAAAGGAACGGAUUGUUGAUAUGGCUGCUGCACCUGGUGGAAAAACAACUUAUAUUGCUGCUCUUAUGAAAAAUAGUGGAAUAAUUUAUGCAAAUGAGAUGAAGGUACCAAGACUAAAGUCUCUUACUGCAAAUUUGCAUCGCAUGGGGGUGACAAACACCAUUGUUUGUAACUAUGAUGGCAGGGAGCUUCCUAAGGUUUUGGGUCACAAUGCUGUCGAUAGGGUGUUGUUGGAUGCUCCUUGCAGUGGGACUGGGGUCAUAUCUAAAGAUGAAUCUGUUAAAACCUCUAAAAGCUUUGAAGAUAUACAGAAAUGUGCCCACUUGCAGAAGCAAUUAAUUCUUGCUGCAAUUGACAUGGUCGACGCAAACUCAAAAUCUGGGGGAUACAUUGUUUACUCCACAUGUUCCAUGAUGGUUGCUGAGAAUGAAGCUGUCAUCAACUAUGCUCUUAAAAUGAGGGAUGUCAAACUUGUCCCAUGCGGACUCGACUUUGGGCGUCCGGGGUUUAUCCGCUUUAGGGAACACCGUUUCCACCCAUCUUUGGAAAAGACGAGACGUUUCUACCCACAUGUUAACAACAUGGAUGGUUUUUUUGUGGCAAAGUUGAAAAAGAUGAGCAAUUCAAUACCUACUGCUGUACCAUCUGAACCGUCAGAAUCAGUUGAACAAGCUUCUGGACCAAAUGAGAGCGACAGUGAAAAGAAAAUGGCAGAGCCUUUUAAGAAAAAAGGUGCAAUAAAAAAAGCUGAGGGCCUAAGUAAUGGUGUUUCUGAUAAUGGAAACGUGGAAUCCCCAUCCCCUGCCAAAAACAGGCAGAAAAGAAAAUUUCCGACUCGAGAGGAAAUCUCAAAAAUUAGGUAAAUUUCUCUUCAAUUUAUGCCGUCCUUCUAUUCAUCCAAAAGAUCGCAGGUAUUAUCUGUUGUAAACAGUUGAGAUAAAAAUGAUGUGAACAGUUGAAUCAUUGUACAAAUUGUUCCAGCUGAAGGCUUACUUUGUUUAAUGCGAAACAAUACAAAGUUGAUGUAUCAGUUUAAUUCUCACCUUUCCCUCUUAAGGAGAUCAGUAUUUGUUAGUGAAAUUAGAAACUGAUUACUUAAAAACUGCUGCAGGGAGGAGAAGAGAAAAGCUUUGAGAGAAGCAAAAAAGAAGACAGCAAAGAAGGGCGGCCGUAAAGACUGAACGGCUAGCUGGUGACAUACAAACCUUGAUAGGAUGAGAAUACGAGGAUUUGCUUUGUGUUGUGCAAAACCGGAAUGGAGAAAUGCAUCCGACUUCUCUGGUUCAACUCUAUCUUGCACAAUGUCCAUUUUUAUUUUGCUUGUAGUGCUUAAUUUUGUUAGCGUUAAUUAAAGAUGGCUUGCUUUGCUUGGACUCUUUUGGUCCACAAAAUUUUGAUUGUCAAAACCUUCAUAUCUAGUGUUUGUUAUAAUAUUAAAUAGAAUAGAUGGGUUACUCUAAAAAA